AUGCUGCACAAUGCUGCUCGUCAACUGCAUGAAGCGAAACUGAUUCAUCCUCAGAAGGAUAUUAAUGUGGGGAAAAUUUGUCUGAAAGAGGGUCACAGUAUGCGUGGCGAGCAUGAUGAUUACUGUUCGUCACCGCUGCGUUUUCCUGCACUUCCGUUGCGGGACGAUGGUUAUUCUAAGGAUGGAGAGGAACAGGUUGGCGAAGAUGAAAGUGAACAAUCGAUUUGGUCAGCUGACAGAUGGUACUGA
Gongylonema pulchrum is the source of this 249-nucleotide messenger RNA. Lineage: Eukaryota; Metazoa; Nematoda; Chromadorea; Rhabditida; Gongylonematidae. The record is from the annotation of a GenBank genome assembly.